GUAAUGGCAUCAGCUGGAGAUUCCAUUCUUGCCCUCACCGGUAAAAGAACUACUGGACAAGGCAUCAGAUCUCAGAAUGUCACCGCGGCAGUUGCGAUCGCCAAUAUUGUGAAGUCAUCUCUUGGCCCUGUCGGACUUGAUAAAAUGCUUGUCGAUGAUGUUGGAGAUGUCAUUGUCACAAAUGACGGAGCCACAAUUCUGAAACAACUCGAGGUUGAGCAUCCGGCUGGAAAAGUGCUUGUAGAACUUGCACAGCUGCAAGACGAGGAGGUCGGAGAUGGAACUACUUCUGUCGUUAUUGUGGCGGCUGAGCUCUUGAAGAGAGCCGAUGAGCUUGUGAAACAAAAAGUUCAUCCGACGACUAUUAUCAAUGGUUACCGUCUCGCGUGCAAGGAAGCCGUCAAGUACAUUAGUGAAAACAUCUCAUUCACUUCCGACUCGAUUGGUAGACAAUCAGUUGUCAACGCUGCCAAAACUUCCAUGAGCAGUAAGAUUAUCGGACCAGACGCCGAUUUCUUCGGAGAGCUGGUUGUUGAUGCCGCGGAAGCUGUUCGUGUGGAAAAUAACGGGAAAGUCACUUAUCCUAUCAAUGCAGUCAAUGUUCUGAAGGCCCACGGAAAGAGCGCUCGCGAAUCAGUUUUGGUGAAAGGAUAUGCACUCAAUUGCACAGUUGCCAGUCAGGCCAUGCCACUUCGUGUUCAAAAUGCCAAGAUCGCAUGUCUCGAUUUCUCUUUGAUGAAGGCUAAGAUGCACCUCGGUAUUUCAGUCGUUGUUGAAGAUCCAGCCAAGCUUGAGGCUAUUCGCAGAGAAGAAUUCGAUAUUACCAAACGCCGCAUUGAUAAAAUUUUGAAAGCCGGAGCCAACGUUGUUCUUACAACUGGAGGUAUCGAUGAUUUGUGCUUGAAGCAAUUUGUCGAAUCUGGAGCUAUGGCUGUUCGUCGAUGCAAGAAAUCAGACUUGAAGAGAAUUGCCAAAGCUACUGGAGCCACAUUGACUGUUUCCUUGGCUACUUUGGAAGGAGAUGAAGCUUUCGAUGCCUCGCUUCUUGGACAUGCCGAUGAAAUUGUUCAAGAAAGAAUUAGUGACGACGAGCUCAUUCUCAUCAAGGGACCGAAAUCUCGUACUGCCAGCAGCAUUAUCCUCCGUGGAGCGAACGAUGUGAUGCUCGAUGAAAUGGAGAGAUCGGUUCACGACUCACUCUGUGUUGUUCGUAGAGUUCUGGAAAGCAAGAAACUUGUGGCUGGAGGAGGUGCUGUUGAGACUUCUCUCAGUCUUUUCCUUGAAACUUAUGCACAAACCUUGUCUUCUCGCGAGCAGCUUGCUGUUGCUGAAUUCGCUUCAGCGCUUCUCAUCAUUCCGAAGGUUUUGGCAAGCAAUGCUGCAAGAGAUUCUACUGAUUUAGUGACAAAACUCCGCGCGUACCACUCCAAAGCUCAAUUGAUCCCACAACUUCAACACCUCAAGUGGGCUGGUUUGGAUCUCGAAGAAGGCACGAUCCGCGAUAACAAGGAGGCUGGAAUUUUGGAGCCAGCUCUUAGUAAGGUCAAGUCUCUGAAGUUCGCCACUGAGGCAGCCAUUACGAUAUUGCGUAUUGAUGACCUCAUCAAACUUGACAAGCAAGAGCCACUUGGAGGAGAUGAUUGCCACGCUUAAAUUUUCCCGUUUACCCCGUUUAUAUAUCCCUGUUUUCCGCGUGCUUCUCACAUAAUUCCGAUCUGCUGCUCCUUAUCCCAAAUUCUCAUGUUCAGCUUUUGUUUUCUUCUUUUGAUGAUACUUUAUUGAACGAAAUGUUGUAAGUUUUAAUGUUUUGAUUUCAAAGUUGUUUGUAUUCGUUUUUCAUUAUUCAAACAAUGAAGAAGCUUUGCCAC
Caenorhabditis elegans is the source of this 1868-nucleotide messenger RNA. RefSeq names its product T-complex protein 1 subunit alpha (gene cct-1). Gene Ontology annotation, cellular component: cytoplasm. Gene Ontology annotation, molecular function: ATP binding; ATP hydrolysis activity; ATP-dependent protein folding chaperone. The record is from RefSeq and is marked reviewed. Gene Ontology annotation, biological process: protein folding. The transcript is spliced from 5 exons. Lineage: Eukaryota; Metazoa; Nematoda; Chromadorea; Rhabditida; Rhabditidae. Bases 4 to 1653 code for a protein of 549 amino acids.